Molecule: messenger RNA, 1313 nt
Organism: Xylaria bambusicola
Lineage: Eukaryota; Fungi; Ascomycota; Sordariomycetes; Xylariales; Xylariaceae
Product: HAD-like domain-containing protein
Exons: 2
Coding region: 332-1189 (285 amino acids)
Molecular function (GO): phosphatase activity
Source: RefSeq, a predicted model, not a curated record
CGGCCCAGUCAUCGCUAACUCUUGCCUAUACUGAACGGGCAGGUGGGGUUUUGUAUCACCGGCGGGGUGUUUGUGCUUGUCUUAGACAAGUGCCCCUCCAUCAAAUAAGACGGCAUCGUGAGAAAUCACUAGAUGGAAAUUUUCUAGAAAGUUAUACAAGGCGGGAAAAGUUGCUGAGCACACCCACAGAACACAAAAAUAUUAUAAGCCACCUCCCCGAAUACUCGAAAACAAGCACCAAGUUGUACCUCCUCAUCUCAAGAUAGUUGUGUCAUCUAAACACGGCUACUUGUAACAUCCUUUCUCGGCGUCGUCAAUUUCAUCUGUGACGAUGGCCCCUCGCGCUGACUUCCCGCCUGUGCGGGCAUGCCUCUUUGAUAUGGAUGGCCUACUACUUGACACCGAAGAUAUCUACACUUCGUGCCUCAACAUCAUACUCGAGAAGUACGGGCGACCAAAUCUUCCCUGGUCAAUCAAGGCACGUCUCCAAGGACGACCCGGACCCGAUGCCAACGCUCUUCUUCACGAGUGGGCCAAGCUACCUAUUUCUGAGGCGGAAUACUUGGUCCAGUACUCUGCUUUACAACUGAAGCACUUCCCGGAGGCUAAACCACUACCGGGUGUCGAGGAGCUUCUGGCCAACCUGGACCAAACUCGUUGCUUCGAGAAGCCGAAUGCUCAAGGGCCGGGCCACCGAGUCCACAUCGCGCUUGCCACUAGCAGCAACUCUGCAAACUUUGCUGUGAAGACAACGAACUGGACCGAGCUGUUUUCUGUCUUCGAGUCUCAUCGCCGCGUUCUUGGUGAUGACCCCCGCAUCGAGCGCGGUCGCGGAAAACCAAUGCCCGAUAUCUACCUCCUAGCUCUCAAGACUAUCAACGACAGCCUGCCUGAGGGAGAGACGCCCAUCAAGCCAGAAGAAUGCCUAGUCUUUGAAGAUAGCGUACCAGGUGUGGAGGCUGGCCGGAGAGCCGGCAUGCGUGUUGUGUGGGCUCCGCAUCCUAUGCUGAAAAAAGAGUACGAAGGUCGCGAGAAAGAUAUACUGGCAGGACGUAUGGGGGAGGCAGGCUCGGUCGACCUUCAUCAACUCGGCCAACAUGACGAUGGUUGGGCCGAUUACUAUCCGGACCUCACAAAUUUCCCAUAUGACAAGUAUGGAAUCGUUGUGCCUCCCACCGAGUUAAAUUAGACCCUCAAUGAAAAAAAGACACCGAGUAGACCGUACUCCAAUCCCCCCGAUAUGCCGCAGUCAAUCCGUCGAACGGCGAAUAGCAUGACCUAGAUAUUAGAUGGAAUUUCUACCUCGGAAGCAA